Messenger RNA from Ctenopharyngodon idella (grass carp), 2029 nucleotides. RefSeq names its product WD repeat domain 13 (gene wdr13). Gene Ontology annotation, molecular function: promoter-specific chromatin binding; protein binding. Lineage: Eukaryota; Metazoa; Chordata; Actinopteri; Cypriniformes; Xenocyprididae. The coding region runs from base 133 to 1581 and encodes 482 amino acids. Gene Ontology annotation, cellular component: nucleus. The record is from RefSeq and is a predicted model, not a curated record. The transcript is spliced from 10 exons.
CAAUGAUAUACAAAUCAGCUGCUGUCAGGGCGGGUCGGUCACGUGAUCAUGCCAGUCCCUUCAGACAGAAUGAACCGGUGAGAAUCUCGCACGCCCUCGUGUUUCCUGCAUCUCUCCGUGUUUGAGGAUCUCAUGGCUGCUGUUUGGCAGCAGGUGCUGGCAGUGGACGCAAGGUACAAUGCUUACCGCACACCUACGUUCCCCCAGUUCCGCACACAGUACAUCCGCCGGCGCAGCCAGCUGCUCCGCGAGAAUGCCAAGUGUGGCUUUGAGCCGGGGCUGCGCAGGCAGUAUCUGCGUCUGCGCAGUCAGUUGCUCGCCCUGCGUUACGGGCCUCUGUCAGAGCAGAGCAGCUUCAGAGCCAGCAGUGUGCGCAGUUCCCGCACCACACUGGAUCGCAUGGAGGACUUCGAGGAGGAUCCCAGGGCUCAGGGUGCCAGAGGCCACCGGAGAUCAGUAAGCCGCGGUUCAUACCAGCUACAAGCGCAGAUGAACAGGGCGGUGUAUGAUGAAAGGCCUCCAGGUAGCCUGGUGCCCACUUCGGUGGCAGAAGCCAGUCGGGCCAUGGCAGGUGACACCACCCUCAGUGAGAACUACGCCUUUGCCGGCAUGCAUCACAUCUUUGACCAGCAUGUCGACUCAGCUGUUCCCCGAUUGCAGUUUGCCAAUGAUGAUAAACACCUCCUCGCUUGCUGCUCAUUGGAUGGAACAUUGUCAAUCAUGACACUGUCCCCGCCUCCACCAACUGUAAAGGUGACACUGAAGGGCCAUGCUGGGCCUGUGACUGACUUUGCCUGGUCACUUAGCAAUGACAUCAUUGUGUCCACAUCAAAAGAUGGCACUCUGCGUAUCUGGAACACAGAGGAUGGCCGCUGCAUCCGGGAGGUGGUCGACCCAGAAGGCAGUGAGCUGCUGUGCUGCACUUUUCAGCCCAUGAACAACAACCUGACUGUGGUUGGCAACAGCAAACAUCACCUGCAGGUGGUGAACAUCUCCACUGGGAAGAAAGUGAAAGGAGGCUCCAGUAAACUGACCGGUCGAGUGCUUUCUCUCUCGUUUGAUGCACCAGGGAGAAUCCUGUGGGCUGGGGAUGACAGGGGAAGCAUUUUCUCCUUCCUCUUUGACAUGGCCACAGGAAAACUGACCAAAGCUAAGAGACUGGUGGUGAAUGAGGGCAGCUCUAUUUCCAGUAUCUCAGCCCGCUCAUGGAUCAGUCGAGAGGCACGGGAUCCGUCGCUGCUCGUCAACGCCUGUGUAAACAAACUACUGCUCUACAGGGUUGUGGAUAAUGAGGGGACUCUACAGCUGAAGAGGAGUUUCCCCAUCCAACAUGGAUCCCAACCGCUGCACAGCAUCUUCUGUCCUCUCAUGUCCUUCAGACAGGGAGCCUGUGUUGUCACUGGCAGUGAGGACGCAUGUGUCUACUUUUUCGACGUCGAACGCAACACUAAGGCCAUCGUUAACAAGCUGCAGGGUCACAGCGUGCCCGUCCUGGACGUGAGCUUCAACUGCGACGAAAGCCUGCUGGCCUCCUCUGACGCCACCGGAAUGGUGAUCAUCUGGAGACGGGAGCAGAAGUAAUCACGGCAACUCCCAAGCUUUCGCUACCUUGGCAACAGCAUCUUCCAUGCAGGCUGGCUUGAAUCACGUGCAAUGAAAGUCCUACUGUAAAUGUGUGAUGAUGUUUUGAAUGAGUCUGAGCUAACUCAUGUGGACCAUGAAAGAAACUUGUAUUCUUUUAUCUUUGUUUUAGGGCUGAUAUUUCUAUUGUUGUUGUUCUGGGAUGUGAUGCUUGAUUGCGACUAUGUGCACUUCAUCAGUGCUUUGCGGUCAUAAAUGUGUAACUUAAGAGAGGAGACGUUAAUAUAAUACUUUGUUCACCUUUGUGCAUUGUGUGUCUUUGUGAGUAAGUGUGUGAGAAUUGGGAACGUUUGAGACAGCGGGUAACUGAAGUUGUGUUCGCUUGCACAAUAACACUACUGUAUUUAUGCCUUGUUGAACUCAAUAAAUUUAAUCACACUAAGCUACA